UAUAUAUAUAUAUAUAUUUUUCUCCAAUGAAGUUAAUCAUCAAGCAAUAACAGAUUAUAAGAGCGUGUGAGAAUGGGGUUGACCGGUGACAGCUCAAUGGGACACUACGCUGAUUGGGGAAGCAACAAAUACAAAGGAAGCCAGAAUGGGUAUGCAGUGGCUUACACCGAAAGUGAAUGUUAUAACCAAAUCCACAAGCCCACCCAUGGGAUGAUCAAACCCCAGAAAGCUUAUGGGAUGGCUGAAACCUGGGAUGAGGAGCAUGCUCAAUCUUACGCCACCUACAAGUCCCAAACUGGACCUCCAAUGUUCAAAACUCAAGUUCAUGGUCCUUCUUGGAAUGGCUUCGGCUUCCACUCCAAUACUGCAACUGCCCACAUGCAAUCCUAUGGCUUUAGUAGCCCCGGAAGAAACGAAGGUCGUGUUUAUGGCUAUGAGGGCCCCACCCCAGCCGCUAGACACCGGAAAAGUAAUGGCGGAAUGGGCCAUGGUUUCGAUAAUCAUGGAAACUACGAAAAAACUAAGGCUUACGGUUAUGAAGAGAGCAAUGGGUAUGGGGAAUACACGAUGAAUGGGAUGGCGCGUACCCAGCCGCACCUUCGCGGCAAACACACCGGACAUGGAAACGGGUUCGUCAAGAACCAAGCUUACGGCCCUACCAAAAACAUGGGCUUUGGAUAUACUGAAGCCGAGUAUAACAGCCAUUCCAAAGAAGAGCAGUACCAAUACUACGGCGGAACAGGUGGAUACCAUGCUGGCAACGACCACUCGGCUAAAGGUCUGAUAAGGAAUAAUUCGGGUGAUAACAGCUGCAGUGACUCUGAGAGUGACAACGACGACGAUGAUUAUGGGUUUAAGAAGAAGGUCUGGGUAAGCAGAGCAAUAUGAGGAAUUCUAGAUAUGCAUGCAUGUACAUGGUGGAGAUGUUGGCAUGAUGAAAGCCAGACAAUAUAAACUACAAUAAAAUAAAAUUGCCAUGUAAGAAACUAGAGAAUAAAGAUUAGCCCUUAUACACAUAUCUUGUUGAUGUUUGCGUAUAAUGUAAUAUGUGGUUAUGAAUUAACGAUUAAACCUCACUCUAGAUGGGAGUUUGAGUUUUUUUUUUUUAAA
This is a messenger RNA of Gossypium arboreum, 1110 nucleotides long. RefSeq lists its product as uncharacterized. NCBI's taxonomy places the organism in Eukaryota, Viridiplantae, Streptophyta, Magnoliopsida, Malvales, Malvaceae. The transcript has 2 exons. The record is from RefSeq and is a predicted model, not a curated record. Bases 73 to 888 code for a protein of 271 amino acids.